Dunckerocampus dactyliophorus (ringed pipefish) is the source of this 5849-nucleotide messenger RNA. It is a transcript of the gene hip1, whose product is annotated as huntingtin interacting protein 1. The record is from RefSeq and is a predicted model, not a curated record. Gene Ontology annotation, molecular function: phosphatidylinositol-3,4-bisphosphate binding; phosphatidylinositol-3,5-bisphosphate binding; clathrin-cargo adaptor activity. The coding region runs from base 607 to 3651 and encodes 1014 amino acids. Gene Ontology annotation, cellular component: actin cortical patch; presynapse; extrinsic component of postsynaptic membrane. NCBI's taxonomy places the organism in Eukaryota, Metazoa, Chordata, Actinopteri, Syngnathiformes, Syngnathidae. The transcript is spliced from 32 exons. Gene Ontology annotation, biological process: actin filament organization; endocytosis; clathrin coat assembly.
CUGCUGGCCUUCACAUUUCAGACAUAGUUCAGGCUGUAGUGUAAAACAUUCCUGCAUGCUUACAGAUAGAUAGCAUUGUGUCACAGCUGCCUUUUGGAGGUCACAUUUUAGGACCGUGUGUUUGUGUGAGGAUUAAGAGUUAAUGCAUGGGACAGUGUGUUUUAGUUGUGUCUCUAGUAGUCGAUUAUUGUGUUGCUCGAAGCUUCGUUUAGAAAGGGAAAUAGUGUUGUUACCCCCACCCCCUUUUGCAGGACCCCUGGCGGGUCUCGAAUCCCGGUUUGAGGACCGUCAUCCUACUCUGCAGGCUUCCAUGCUGCUAUUGUGUUCAAUUAGGAGCCGGCUCUUCUCAAACUUAAAGGUACCCGCGCUGAGAUAUUUACGAGCGGUCGCGAUGUGAAAUGUGCGAGUGUUGUAGCGGCGCUCGUCCUCGCUGCUGUUAGUCCCGGACACCUCCGCUCCUUCGGCGGUCGCAUGCUGUGUUGCGGUCCCAGUCGAGGAGGAAGCACGUAGAGCACUAAAAGGAAGGGAAAAAGGAAGGAAGUGGGCUCCUCGCUUUGGAUCAAGCCAGCGGAUCUUCGCCCCGCCGCUGUAGCGAGGAAAAGGACCAUGGAUCUCAGUAAAAUUGCUGUCAGCAUCAAUAAGGCCAUCAACACACAGGAGGUCGCUGUCAAAGAGAAGCAUGCAAGGACCUGCAUUUUGGGGACUCAUCAUGAGAAAGGCGCCCACACUUUCUGGGCAGCGGUCAACCGACUUCCUCUCUCCAGCAACGCGGUGCUCUGCUGGAAGUUCUGCCAUGUCUUCCACAAGCUCCUGCGAGACGGACAUCCAAACGUGAUAAAGGACUCAAUUAGGAAUAAGGCUGAUUUGACUGAUAUGAGCAGGAUGUGGAGUCACUUGAGUGAAGGCUAUGGGAAGCUCUGCAGCAUCUACCUCAAACUGCUCAUCACCAAAAUGGAGUUUCACAUCAAAAACCCUCGGUUCCCUGGCAACCUGCAGAUGUCAAACAGACAGCUUGAAGAGGCAGGAGAGAAUGACGUCAACAACUUCUUUCAGUUAACCGUGGAGAUGUUUGAUUACCUGGAGUGUGAACUCAAUCUCUUCCUUGGCGUGUUCAGCUCACUGGAUAUGUCUCGGUCUGUGUCAGUGACGGCGGCAGGCCAGUGUCGUCUGGCCCCGCUCAUCCAAGUCAUCCUGGACUGCAGUCACCUGUAUGACUACACAGUCAAGCUGCUCUUUAAACUACAUUCAUGCCUUCCAGCAGACACUCUCCAAGGCCACAGAGAUCGCUUCCACGAACAGUUUAAGAAGUUGAAGAGUUUGUUUUAUCGCUCCAGUAACUUGCAGUACUUCAAGAGGUUGAUUCAGAUUCCACAGUUGCCUGAGAAUCCACCAAACUUCCUACGUGCGUCCGCCUUAUCGGAGCACAUCAGCCCCGUGGUUGUGAUCCCAGCUGAGUCGUCUUCCCCAGAGUCGGAACAUCUGGUGGAAACUGAGGACCUAGUGGACACAGACAUCCCGGUCCUGCCGGCUCCUUUGGAGACAAAAUUUGACGACCUAUUUGGCACUUCUGCUGCAAUCGACCCCUUCAACUUCAACAAUCAGAAUGGGAUGCGCAAGGAUGAUAAAGACCGACUGAUUGAGCAGCUGACCAGGGAAAUCCAAGUCCUUAAAGAUGAGUUGGAAUCAUUCCGACUGGAGAGUGGACGAUUAUGUCAGGCACUGAGGGGGCGUGUCAGUGAGCUGGAGGCGGAGCUAGCAGAGCAGAGCCACCUGAGGCUACAGGCAGCAGGGGAGAGCGAGUUCCUGAGGGCCGAGCUUGAUGACCUGAGGAGGGUCAGAGAGGACACGGAAAAAGAGCAGCGGAGUCUGACAGAGAUCGAAAAAAAAGCCCAGGCCAAUGAGCAGCGCUACACCAAACUGAAGGAGAAGUACACCGAGCUGGUGCAAAGUCACGCUGACCUGCUGAGGAAGAAUGCAGAGGUGACCCGGCAGAUGACCGUGGCUCGGGCAGCUCAGGAUGAAGUGGAUGCAGUGAGGAAAGAGAUGCAGGACAAGGUGAAGGCCGCCCAGGAGGCCGCAGGCAGACAGGAACGAGAGCAGAGGGAGCACGUUGAGGAGAUGCACAGAGAACUGAUGUCUAGCAGGGCGGAGCUAGACUCCAUCAAGACCAUCAUGGCCUCAUCACAACAGUCAAGUGAGGCUCUCAGCACACAGUUAGCUGCCCUGGAAUCGGAGAAAGCAGCACUCGUCGAGUCCUUGUCCAAAGCAGAGACAGAGCUGGCUGUCCGGGGGGAGGAGCUUGAGCGAGUCCAAACCUCAUUGGCCAGUGAGAGAGAGAGCGGCGUGAAGACAGCAGAAGCCCUGCAAAAUCAGCUCAAUGACAAGGAGAGCAGGGAACAGGCGUUAGAGAGCCAGCUGGUAGCGGCCCGCUGGAGCAGUCUGCAGGGAGCUGUGGAAGAUGCAGAGAGGAUCAUCCAAGACUCACUCGCCCAAAUCGAUGACCCGGCACACAUCGGCUGCACCAGCUCAGCAGACUACUUGGCAUCCAGAUGUCAAGCCUCUUUAGACUUUGUGGACCAGCUCCAUACUGCCAGAGACGCCUUCUUGGCUGACGACACAGGUGUGUCUCAGUUGAUUAAAGUGGUGACCCAAUGUGGACACCUUGUGGGCGACACCAUUGUUCAGGGCAGUGCCACCUCUCACAUGGUGCCUGUGGAGCAGGCUGACGCUCUGUCAGAGAGUGUGAAGUCGUGUGGCGCCGAGGCGCUGGUUCUGCUGGGCCACAUGAAGACGAAGGAGAGCCUGACGACAGCAGACAACUGCAAGCUGAAGGCCGCUCUCCAAACCAUCCUGUCUUCCGCAGAGAAACUGCGUCCUCGGGGUUUGGAGCUGCAGCAAGGGGAGCUGGGCGAUCUCGUGGAGCAGGAAAUGGCAGCCACCUCUGCAGCUGUGGAAUCCGCUGCUGCCAGGAUAGAGGAAAUGCUCAACAAGUCUCGAGCAGUUGAUACAGGCAUCAAGAUGGAGGUCAAUGAAAGGAUCUUAGCUUCGUGCACAGACCUGAUGACGGCCAUCAAGGCACUUGUUCUGUCCUCCAAAGAUCUGCAGAGGGACAUUGUGGAGAGUGGGAGGGGGGCAGCAUCCACGAAGGAAUUUUAUGCCAAGAAUUCUCGCUGGACAGAGGGCCUGAUUUCUGCCUCCAAGGCAGUCGGCUGGGGUGCAACGGUCAUGGUAGAUGCGGCUGAUCUGGUGGUGCAGGGCAAAGGGAAGUUUGAGGAGUUGAUGGUAUGUUCCCAUGAAAUUGCUGCCAGCACAGCACAACUUGUUGCUGCUUCCAAGGUGAAAGCAGACAAAGACAGUGCCAACUUGCAUCGCCUGCAGCAAGCGUCCCGAGGCGUCACCCAGGCGACUGCCGCUGUGGUGGCCUCCACCAAGUCUGGGAAGUCCCAGAUUGAAGACAAAGAUACCAUGGACUUCUCCAGCAUGACGCUCACACAGAUCAAACGACAAGAGAUGGACGCCCAGGUCCUGGUGCUGGAGCUGGAAACACGUCUGCAGAAGGAGCGGGAGCGUCUCGGAGAGCUAAGGAAGAAACACUAUGAGCUGGCCGGGGUAGCAGAGGGCUGGGGGGAGGACGAGGAAGGUUCAGGUUGAUCGCACCCCCAACACGGCCUUCUACCUGAAGAAAAGUCUUUCUUUUUUAUUUAUGCACUCUUCCCCCUUCUUUCUUGUCGUGCUUGUUUUCUCCUCUUCCAUUUGUUUGUUCAUCGAGCCAAAUGAAACGGUGCUUGUUCUCAACCUGCUUCUUCAACCCACGUGUGGGAGCUUCCGUGCGGGCGGCGACAAGGAAACGAGACUUGGAUAGAAGCAUCACCCGACUUGAAAGAGCAGUCUUGAACCCUUCUAUCGUUUAUUUAUUAUUAUUUGUGCUCCAAUUUGAACACACUCCCCAGCAGCUGCACCGGGGACUCUUGAUUCUCAUGAUGAGCACAACUACACUUGCUCUAAAGAGCUAGGGCGACGUGUGAGCCCCCAAAUCAUAUGUCGAUGGAACAAAGAAGUACAAGAAACUACGCUGCAGGAGGAGCCUGAGGUCAGUGUGGUGUUGCUCGCUCCUUUCUCACUACCUGUUAAGUCCACCGUCUUCACUGGACUUUCUGCCUUUCACCUUUGGAACAAACACGACUGUUAAAUCACGUUGAACUCUCAUCGCAUUUCCUUUUUUUUUUUUUUUAAAUAGUUGCUUCCACAGAAACCCGCUCUCAACUGCCAACUUGCAAAGGAGGGAAGCUCACACCCCUCAUUGUAAGGCAUCAGAGGUCCUAGCAGGACAGCAAGUAACAGUUAUUUACAGUUUGAAUUAGUAACAACGUAUUUUUAUACCAACGGGGAAAGCACCAACACUUUUAUUGUAUUUUUUUCAUUUUGUAAACAAAUACUUCAACGUUUUUAAAGCUGACUCUUAUUUGGAACAAACAGGUGCAUCUCAAUAAAUUAGGAUAUGUUUGAAAAGUUGAAAACUCUUACAUUCCAUAGAUGGACGACACACAGAGUGAAAUUGUUCAAGGAUCUAUUUCUUCAUUCUUCAUCGUUUUAGUGACUAUACCCCACAGCUAUGACUGUGCGCCUGUGCCAUGGGGCGUUCAGGUGCACUCGUAAUCGUGAGUGUUACGCGCUAUUUGUUUUUCAUUUUUAUUCACUUACCCCCUAUGACAAUUGGCGUACCCCACUUUGGGAACCUAGGCCCUACAACUAAUAAAAUGCCCAAAUUGCCAAAAAGUUCAAUAUUGCAAGCGACUGGUUCGCACGCUAAUCACGCUAAAAUGAACUGCAAAGCCUUCCCCAGUCUUGAACUUUAACUGUCUGAAAUCAAAUAACGUUUCCAGCGUAUUCUAAUCUAUUGACAUGCACCUGUAUUUGUUCUAUUUGUCAGUGCUUGACUAACACGGUAGCUUUGCAGAUCAGACACAGACUGAAGAAGAUUGCAACCUCCUCGACUGCUCCACUAGUUUCUUUAGUUGUGACGAUUAAGCUGCAUUAUCACACGAUGCCCUUGAAACACAUUUUGGGAAAAACAAAGUGCAGGUUAACAGCUUCCCUAGCUUGAAGACCACAUAGCUGUGUGUAAAUAAGUCAACUUUUUGCUUUGGAACGCAUCAUUGUAUGUGUCUCGCUCAUUUCAGCGGAGUCAGGAAUACAAAGCGGGGCAGGCCGACACCAAUAGAAGUCAUCCUUUUGCCCCUAGAGAUAAUUUAGAGAACACAUCUGCCCGCUGAGGCUCGUGACCGUGGUGUCUUUGUGUGUCUUCAGCCUAGUUCAGACACUAAAAGUUGUGUCACUGGGUUUUUCAUAGAUGCGCAUUAAACAGUGUUUGCCAAUCAUUCUUAAACUGAAGUAGUUUUUAGGGGGAAAACAAGUGUUUAAGGUGAAUUAAAGAUCAGGUGAAAACAAACAGCAAGUGUUACUGCAGUGAUGUUGUUGUUAGAUUUAAUAACCGCUUCAGUUGUGUUCCUCUGUCACGUCACACGACGGUACCUUCUUUAUGAGAAUAAGUCCAAUUUGGAAUACUUUUAAACCACAAUAACUAAGGUGUUUUAGAAGACUAAACAAGCGCACUUUGAUGAAAGCUUGUGGGCUUUUUUUUUUUUUUUUGCCUAAGUAGUCUUUGAAUAACCUGUCUCGACUCAGCCAGCCUUUCAAACUGCCUCACACUGUAUAGUCAAUGAAACAACUGCUCACUCUCAUAGCAACUUUGACGUGUGUCUUUGGACCAUAUACUAAAAACUAUGUUGGUGGCUUUGUUUUUAUUUUUUCAGUUUUUACAAUAAAUAUUUCAACUUGUCAAUACACAA